Molecule: messenger RNA, 2419 nt
Organism: Prorocentrum cordatum
Lineage: Eukaryota; Dinophyceae; Prorocentrales; Prorocentraceae
Source: the annotation of a GenBank genome assembly
ACAGGCUUCCUUAUCGACAAGAUAUCCCUCCAUGGAAUUUCUCUUCCACAAGAUAUAGUGGGUACGCAUGCCCGCAAUGCACACAGAUACUUGCCACAAAAGGCGCAUGGACGGUGCACAUGUCCAAAUACCACCUGAAGCCCAACCACAUCCGCAAUUACUGCCAGAGCGGCCUGCGGAGACUGUGUUGGCUCCUUCCUGCGCACUCGCGUCGGGCUAGUCUUGCGCCAGCCGCUGGUCGGCCGCAUCAGGCAGGUCGCUUCCGGUGGAUGGCGGGGGGGCAACUGCCAGCAGGCAGCUGCUGAAGAUCAACGAGGGGAAACGGUGAAGACGCGGGCAGAUGCCAAGCAUAUGAGUGAAAAAGGCCACCGCCGGUGAAAUUCCCCUCCCUGAUGCGCGGAGGGCCCAGCGCGCCGAUCCGCGAGAUCCGCGCAGAUCUUCGGACGUUUCUGCCUACUCCGAUGUCCGUUCCUCGAACUCCGUACGAAGCCCACGCCUGCAAGUUUGAUUUACGAAACGCCGGCGGGGGCUCAGAAAGUGAGUGAAGAACGUCUGCCGCCAGGGGAGCCCCUGCGGGCCUCAGCGAGGGCACCAACUGUACACCUACACCGAUCCCGAAAUCUCCCCCACCCCCUGGUGCGCGUGGCACCCGGGAGCGUGCACCUACGGGACUGCCAGCCCAGCUACAUGGCACGCCUCCACGCAGGGUGGUCAGCCCGUUGCCGACGUGACCCGCAGCUGCGUCAUUGGCGAUUGCUGCAUUCGCCGCGUCGGAAGAAAAGAUGCACUUGCGGAGCGCUCCGGCCGAGCCGCGGCCGCCCAUGCCGCAGGUGCGGCGGCGAGGAGGGACGGCCACCACGCCCCAGCCCCUCGGGACAUUGAAGGGCACGAGGCGGCGGCGGCGCGAAGGAGGCGUGAAAAGCGGGCGCGCCCUCGCGGUGGAGCCGCGCACGAGCGGCACGGGAGCGGCGCCGUGAAGCGCAUCGCGCGGCGGCCGCCGCGCGGCUUAUCGUCGCCGUGCACGGCCUGCCGGAAUCUCCCGUUCCCACGGGCGUUCAAUUGAAUAGCGGCAUGCCGAUCCAAAACAUCCGCGUAGAAGCAUGAAGUAGGAAGGCGUUGGAAGUAGGUUGGGCCUCCGCCCGCCCCCUGAAGAGGAGAGAAGAGGGACAACCGAUCGACUCUUGAAGUAGGAAAGCGGCUGAAAUAGAUUGGGAUCUAGGCACCCAAAAACACCUACUUCCAACGACUGGCGCGCAUUUGUUCCUCGACCUGUUCCUCUCGUCCGCCCCGAGCGCCGCCAGGCAGAGGCCGUGCUUGUUCUUUGUCACGACGAAAAUCACCGCCUCCCAGACCUCGCCCACGGCGCCGCACGGGCCCCGCUGCAGCACGACCUCGCCCGCGCGGCGCGAGGCGCUCCGCCAGCGCGGGGCGCGCGACCGAGCGAGCCCGCGCCAGCCCUCGGGCCACCGAGCGCGCCAGCAACCGCCCCAGCGAGCGCGCCGGCGGUGGCGCACGAGCGGCGGCGUGCCGAGUCGGCGGGGCUGCGUCCGAGGGCCCUUCGCUGCUGCGCCCUCCUGCCCGCACAGCGUCCGCGGGCUCCGCGGGUACGGGGCCCGGCGCACGAGGGCGGCUGCGCGAGCGUGAGCACGCGCCCGUCGCCGGAGUCUUCAGCGGCGGGACGAUCACAAAGUCCCUGACCUCCAUGGAGCCUGGCAGCGCCACGACGUGCACCAGACGAGCUCGGCGUUUCACGUCAAGGCUCAGGAAGCCCUGGUUCUGCACGCUCAGGAUUUUCGCCAGCAGCCACAAGCCCGCUUUUCUGCUCCAGUACAGCACCCGACCGCCCUCGGCGAAGCUGGCGACAGUGCCGGCACAUGGCUGGGAGGUGGGCAGCUCACUGGGAAUGAGGUGCAGCCUGGAAUCCAGGAGCAGGGGCCCCAACUCGCGAGUGCGCCUGUGCUCGUCCCAGCGCUCCUUGACGCACUGGCAGGAAACGCUGCCACUCGUCAGGUCCCGCCUGCGCCGCUCCGCAGUCUCCCAGCCUCUCUGCAGAGUGCGCCAGGAGGCCUCGUCCCAGGAGAGAUCGAGCUCGUAGGCGAGCCCGUACAGCGUGGAAGUGUCCUCGAAGGGCCAGUGGUGAACUUAACCCUCGCCCAGACCCACCUGCGGUGCACCUUGCUCCAAUAUCUCACAGUAUCGUUGACGGCGUGGUCAGUGCAACCGAAGGCGUCCUUCGCUGGCCCCAUUCCACGAAUAGACCGAUCGCACUCGCUGCAAAUCGCAUGACUGGGGCAAAGGCUCUUGCUGUGCCUGGGCCGCGACCUCUUUGAGCCGAGUGGCUACGGAAGAGGGUGUUGAAGAGGAGAUGGAGAGCAGGACCUCCCCAUGUGAACUUUGAGCUUGUCGUUAAAAUUUCGAC